Morus notabilis is the source of this 2412-nucleotide messenger RNA. Its product is annotated as F-box/LRR-repeat MAX2 homolog A. Gene Ontology annotation, molecular function: protein binding. The transcript has a single exon. Lineage: Eukaryota; Viridiplantae; Streptophyta; Magnoliopsida; Rosales; Moraceae. The record is from RefSeq and is a predicted model, not a curated record. Gene Ontology annotation, cellular component: SCF ubiquitin ligase complex. Gene Ontology annotation, biological process: SCF-dependent proteasomal ubiquitin-dependent protein catabolic process. The coding region runs from base 220 to 2325 and encodes 701 amino acids.
CCCUCACCUCCCCACUCUACAUAAAAACCACACCCCAUAAAAACUGUAAAGCCCCUCUCUUUGCACCCCUUCAAAAAAAGAAAAAAACACAAAAAAAACCAAAAACAAAAAAAAGCAAAAUCUAGAGGAACAGAGAAAAUUCACGCAAAAACAGAAAAAGAAAAAAAAUAGAGAGAGUGUUACCGUCGCGGCAUCGACAAGCGCGUCUUCAUCAGUCGUAUGGCCACCACGAUCACCACAACACUGAACGACCUGCCGGAGGCGAUCGUGUCGAACAUAAUCGCCUUCGUCUCCGACGUCCGAAGCCGGAACUCCAUCUCCCUCGUCUGCCGCCGAUUCCGUGUUCUGGAGAGGGCCACGCGCACUUCCCUCGCGCUUCGCGGCAACGCGCGCGACAUCCACCUGAUCCCGCGGUGCUUCUCCGCCGUAACCAGCCUUGACCUCUCGCUUCUCUCGCCGUGGGGCCACGCGCUGCUCUCCUCGCCGGCGUCUCCGCUGGAUCCCCUCCUCCUCGCCCUCCGCCUGCGCGUGGCCUUCCCGUCGGUUACCUCCCUCACCGUCUACGGCCGCUCCGCCAGCACUCUUCAGGUGCUGGCUCCUCAGUGGCCGGCUCUCCACCGCGUCAAGCUCGUCCGGUGGCACCAGCGCCCGCAGCAGUCGCAGCUCGGAGAGGACUUCUUCUCUCUCUUCGAGCAAUGCUCUUCGCUGUCCACGCUUGACCUCUCCGAGUUCUACUACUGGACGGAGGAUCUUCCUUCGGUUCUCGAGGCCUUUCCCGCCGUGGCGCAAUCGCUGUCGAAGCUGGAUCUGCUCGCGACUUCGUCCAUGGCAGGAUUCAAGGACGACGAGAUCCGCGCCAUCACCGAGGCUUGCCCCAACCUCAAGGAGCUUCGAAUCGCGUGCAGGUUUGAUCAGAGAUACAUUGGCUACGUCGGCGAUGAGGUUUUGCAGGCCUUAGCCGCGAAUUGUUCGAAGCUGAGCGUUCUUCACCUCGUCGACACGUCGUCGUUCGGGGACACUCGCGGCGAUCCGAACGAGGACGGAUUCACGGCGGAGGACGCGCGGAUUAGUCGCGCCGCCAUGGUUGAUUUCUUCUCGGGGCUAAGGUUUCUUGAAGAGCUGGUUCUGGACGUUUGCCUGAACGUCAGGGACAGUGGAUUGGCCUUGGAGGUGCUUGGCUCGAAAUGCCCUAGGUUGAGAGCUCUUAAGCUCGGGCAAUUCCAUGGCGUGUGCUCUGCGGUCGGCUCGCAGCUCGACGGACUUGCGCUUUGCCAAGGGCUAGAGUCGCUGACGAUCAAGAACUCGGCGGACCUGACGGACAUGGGAUUGAUAGAGAUUGGCAGAGGUUGUUGUAGGCUGACCAAAUUCCAUGUCCAUGGCUGCAAGGAGAUUACGGUCAAGGGGCUGAGGACGAUGGCUUGUUUGCUUCGCCGGACUCUCGUCGACGUCAGCAUCUCUUGUUGUAAGAAUCUCGAUGCUACGGCGUCGUUGCGUGCGCUGGAGCCGAUUCGCGAUAAGAUUCAGCGGCUCCACAUUGACUGCAUAUGGGAAAGCUCUGAAAAUUUUGACAAUUUGGGUGCGGAUCACAGUUUUGAUCUCAAUGAAAUGUUAGAGAAUGAAGAAGGAGACGAUGAUGAGCAGAGAAGCAAGAAGAGAAUGAAGUAUGAUCUGAAUUCGGAUUCUUCGUACAAUGGCUAUGACAAUGGAUUUUGGUGCAGCAAAAGCUGGGACAGGCUUGAGUAUCUCUCUCUGUGGAUCGGCGUGGGAGAGCUGCUUUCACCGUUGCCAAUGGCGGGUUUAGAGGAUUGCCCCAACUUAAAGGAGAUACGGAUAAAAGUUGAAGGGGAUUGCCGGAGGCGGCACAAGCCAGCAGAGCGCGCAUUCGGGCUGAGCAGCCUCGCAAGCUAUCCCCAGCUGACGAAAAUGGUGUUGGAUUGUGGCGACACAAUAGGCUAUGCAUUGACUGCGCCGUCGGGGCAAAUGGAUUUGAGCCUCUGGGAGAGGUUUUUCCUCAAUGGGAUUGGGAUUCUGAGCCUCAAUGAGCUUGAUUAUUGGCCCCCACAGGAUAGGGAUGUCAACCAGAGGAGUUUGUCACUUCCGGCGGCCGGGCUGCUCGCGGAGUGCCUCACGCUGAGGAAGCUAUUCAUACAUGGGACAGCUCAUGAACAUUUUAUGAAUUUUCUGUUGAGGAUUCCGAACCUGAGAGAUGUGCAGCUGAGAGGUGAUUACUAUCCUGCGCCAGAGAACGACAUGAGUACAGAGAUGAGAGUGGAUUCUUGUUGCCGUUUUGAAGAUGCACUGAAUAGGCGUCCCAUCGAUGAUUGAGGGUAACUAGGAAAUGCACAAAGUUUUUGUGGGAAGGCAAUGUAGACAAAGUUUUGAGCUUUUAGUUAGUAUGGUUAUAACGAUGAA